AUGUAUUAUAAUGGUCUGAAUGAGGCUACACAGUUGGUAAUUGGUGCUUCAGCAAAUGGAGCAUUAUUAUCCAAGCCAUAUGCAGAAGCCUUUGACACUCCGAAAAUAAUUUCAAGCAAUAAGCACCAAUGGUCGAAAUCAAGGGUUGCAUCAGCUAAGACAUCCAAGAGAUUAGCAGAUGAUGAUGUAGUAGCAGAUCUGAAUUCAAAAAUUUCAAUGCUAGUAGACAUUAUGAUGAAAAACAUAACUCAACAUGAUGCAGAAGUUUCCAAAGCUACGAGUCAAGCAGCGUCUUUGAGAAACAUGGAGGUAGAAAUAGGAAAGCUGGCAACUGAAUUAAAAAGUGGUCCGCGUACAAUUCUUACCAGCAAAAUACCAGAGAAAAUGAAAAAUUCAGGUAGCUUCAUAAUACCAGUAGCCAUUGGAGGGCAGAAAAUUAGACAAACGCUGUAUGAUCUUGGAGCAAGCAUCAACUUGAUGCCCAUGUCAAUUUAUAAAAAGUUAGGCAUAGGAGAGGCAAGGCCUACUAUGGUAACUCUUCAGCUAGCAAGCCGCUCCAUCACUCAUCCCGAAGGCCAAAUUCAAGAUGUCUUGGUAGAAGUUGAUAAAUUUACAUUUCCUACAGAUUUUAUAAUACUUGACUAUGAUGCAAAUAAAGAAGUACCAAUCAUCAAUGGGAGACCAUUCCUGGCCACUGGUAGAGCAUUGGUGGAUGUACACAAGGGAAAAGUAACCAUGCGGGUGAAAUACCAUGAGAUACAAUUCUCGGUGUACGAUUCCACGAAAUACCUUGCGGAAGCUGAAGAGUGCCCCGUCCUGAUAAUCUUAGAUGAAACGCUAAUAGAUAUAUUGAGCUCAAAAGCUAUGCUAGGGUAG
Molecule: messenger RNA, 876 nt
Organism: Momordica charantia (bitter melon)
Lineage: Eukaryota; Viridiplantae; Streptophyta; Magnoliopsida; Cucurbitales; Cucurbitaceae
Source: RefSeq, a predicted model, not a curated record